Messenger RNA from Agelaius phoeniceus (red-winged blackbird), 1419 nucleotides. RefSeq names its product ubiquitin conjugating enzyme E2 Z (gene UBE2Z). The record is from RefSeq and is a predicted model, not a curated record. Gene Ontology annotation, cellular component: nucleus. Gene Ontology annotation, molecular function: cysteine-type endopeptidase inhibitor activity. Lineage: Eukaryota; Metazoa; Chordata; Aves; Passeriformes; Icteridae. Gene Ontology annotation, biological process: negative regulation of apoptotic process.
CGGGGCCGCUCUGGCCGCGCGCCUCGGUGGUGCGGAGUCCCGGAAGCGGCGCGGGCCGAGGCCGCAAUGGCGGAGAGCCCGGCGGCCGAGGACGCGGCCCCGGCCCCGGCCGCGGUGCUGGCGGCGGGCGGCGGCGGCAGCGCCUCCCCCAGCGCCGCCGGCUCCGCGGGCACCCCCGGCGUGUUCAUCCCCGCCGAGCUCUGGGCGGCCGCGGGCUUCGGCGCGGCCGCGGCGCCCGGCACCGGCGUGGCCCCCGGUAGCGGCGGCGCCCCGAUGGCGGCGGCGGCGGCGGGGGCCGCGCUCCUCACGCACUCCGCCUUCUGGGACCCCACGGUCAGCGGCGACUGGGACAGCGAGCGGCCCAGCCCGGCCUGCCUGCUGCGGAUCAAACGGGAUAUCAUGUCCAUCUACAAGGAGCCGCCCCCGGGGAUGUUCGUGGUGCCCGACCCCCACGACAUGACCAAGAUCCACGCGCUGAUCACGGGCCCGUUCGACACCCCCUACGAGGGCGGCUUCUUCCUGUUCCUGUUCCGCUGCCCGCCCGAUUACCCCAUCCACCCGCCCCGCGUCAAGCUCAUGACCACGGGCAACAACACCGUCAGGUUCAACCCCAACUUCUACCGCAACGGCAAGGUCUGCCUCAGCAUCCUGGGCACGUGGACAGGCCCGGCCUGGAGCCCGGCCCAGAGCAUCUCGUCAGUGCUGAUCUCCAUCCAGUCCCUGAUGACAGAGAACCCCUACCACAACGAGCCCGGCUUCGAGCAGGAGCGGCACCCCGGGGACAGCAAGAACUACAACGAGUGCAUCCGGCACGAGACCAUCCGCGUGGCCGUGUGUGACAUGCUGGAGGGAAAGUGCCCCUGCCCCGAGCCCCUGCGGGGUGUGAUGGAGAAAUCCUUCAUGGAGUACCUGGACUUCUACGAGGGCGUCUGCAAGGAGAGGCUGCACCUGCAGGGCCAGACCAUGCAGGACCCUUUUGGGGAGAAGCGCGGGCACUUUGAUUACCAGGCGCUGCUGGGGCGGCUGCAGGCGCUGCGGGCGCGGCUGCAGGAGCGGCAGCAGCAGCAGCAGCAGCAGCAGGACAGCGCCGAGAUGGACUCGGAGAGCAGCUCCUCGGAGCCCGAGCCCGAGCCCCAGGGCUGCCCCCGGGCCUAGGAGGGCCCGGCCCGGCCGGGACUGCGGCGGCACAGCCGGGCCGGGGCGGGGAGAGCCGCGGGCUCCUCCCUCCAUCCCUGCCUCCACCCCGAGGAUUCCCCGAGGAGAAUUCCCAAAAAAGAGACAAAGCCCAGCUCGGGACAGGCUCCUCUUGGACAAAGGUACUUCCUGGCAUGUGGCAUCAGGUUGUUUUUGGGGUUUUUUGGACGACACCUACACUGGCUGGGGUUCUUUUGGUUUUUUUGGUUUUUUUUUUUGUUUUUU